Molecule: messenger RNA, 1829 nt
Organism: Carassius auratus (goldfish)
Lineage: Eukaryota; Metazoa; Chordata; Actinopteri; Cypriniformes; Cyprinidae
Gene: st7l
Product: suppression of tumorigenicity 7 like
Exons: 15
Coding region: 102-1724 (540 amino acids)
Molecular function (GO): protein binding
Source: RefSeq, a predicted model, not a curated record
AUCAAAUGAACGAGAGCUGCGCCCUCUGAUGGAGAGCGUCGUUACUGCACUCUCUCCUCCACUAUCCCACAAUUCUAAUGUUUACGGCUAGUCGGUGAAAGAUGGCGGACAGCAGUGGCCGUAAUCCUCAAUCACCCGGUUUCACCGAUAAAUUAAAAUCGUGGCUGUGCUGGUCGUGGACGUACAUAUGUGCGCUUUGGUUCGCCAUGGUCUUAACGAUGGUUUACGUGCUGAGGAGCCCUCUGAAGCUGCAGGAGACCGUCAACGCAGCAUCUGUGUUUUUAAACACUCUUACGCCUAAAUUCUAUGUUGCGCUGACUGGAACCUCCUCGCUCAUCUCGGGCCUUAUAUUGAUAUUUGAGUGGUGGUACUUCAGGAAGUACGGCACGUCCUUCAUAGAGCAGGUGUCUGUCAGUCACUUGCGCCCCCUACUGGGAGGAGUGGAGAACAGCAGCUCUGUGGGCCUCUUCUCUUCUGUAAACGGCGAUGCCGAGCCGAGAACCAACGUUGCAGAAUGUAAAGUGUGGAGGAACCCACUGAACCUAUUCAGAGGCGCAGAGUACAGCAGGUACACUUGGGUGACAGGAAAAGAGCCCCUGACAUACUAUGACAUGAAUUUAUCAGCACAAGAUCAUCAAACCUUCUUCUUGGGAGACACUCAGCAACUUAGACCAGAGGACUCUGUAAUGCAGAAGGCCUGGAGGGAGAGGAACCCGCAGGCACGAAUUCGAGCAGCUUACCAGGCAAUUGAACUGAACCGCGAAUGUGCUGCAGCAUAUGUGCUCCUGGCCGAGGAGGAAGCCACAACCAUCACAGAGGCUGAACGGCUUUUCAAACAAGCACUUAAGAGUGCCGGAAAAGACACCAAUCUUGUGGUCUACAUCAAGCGCAGACUGGCCAUGUGUGCAAGAAAACUGGGUCGCAUCAAAGAAGCUGUAAAGAUGAUGAGAGAUUUAAUGAAAGAAUUCCCCUUACUGGGAAUGUUAAACAUUCACGAGAACCUUUUAGAAGCAUUAUUAGAGCUGCAGGCCUACGCUGAUGUACAAGCAGUCCUUGCAAAAUAUGACGAUAUCAGCUUGCCAAAAUCAGCUACUAUAUGCUACACAUCUGCCUUACUGAAAGCCAGAGCAGUGUCAGAUAAGUUUUCGCCUGAAGCAGCGUCUAGACGAGGUCUCAGCACAGCAGAGAUGAACGCAGUAGAGGCCAUACACAGAGCCGUGGAGUUCAACCCACACGUACCAAAGUAUUUAUUAGAAAUGAAGAGUCUGAUUUUGCCACCUGAGCAUAUUCUGAAGAGGGGAGACAGUGAGGCGGUGGCGUACGCUUUCUUUCACCUGCAGCACUGGAAACGGGCAGAGGGGGCGCUCAACCUGCUACACUGUACCUGGGAAGGCACUUUCCGGAUUAUUCCAUACCCCCUGGAAAAGGGUCAUCUCUUCUAUCCUUACCCAGGAUGCACAGAAACUGCAGACAGAGAGCUUCUGCCUUCAUUUCAUGAGGUUUCAGUGUAUCCGAAGAAGGAGCUUCCUUUCUUCAUCCUCUUCACAGCGGGCCUGUGCUCCUUCUGUGCUAUGUUGGCCAUGCUCACACACCAGUUUCCAGAGCUCAUGGGGGUCUUCGUCAAAGCCUUCUUCAGCACCCUCUUUGCACCACUGGGCUUUUUUGCAGACAAGAUGGAGAGUUUUAUGCCCUCCUGCCUGUGGCAUCAACUAGCAAACGUCUGACGUACACACACAGCUCAGACAUACUUGCACUUGAAAACACUACUGUACAUGUGUAACGUGCCCGUUAGCCACCUGUACUGACAAUAAAAAUGUUAUGGCUCUUUG